GCCGUUACCAUGGUGAUGGUAACCGUUGGAUACAGACUAAACAGCGUUUUGUGCUCCGUUAGUCGGUUAAAAUUACAGCAGACAUGGACAUGCCGGCCUCUUACUACGGGGAACUUGAUAAAAGAAACCCGGUCAUUAUAUCUAUUGAACGAGACAUGAGCUCGUUUAUGACGCUGAUGAGACGAGUCGGUUCCUCGGACCACAGCUCGUAUGUUAAAGGGAUUCAGAUCCUGGUGGAGAUCUGGAAAAAGUACAAACAUCGACUUCCUUCAAAGCUGUAUGGGGAGCGCAUGUUGCAGAUUGCAGAUUUUCUCUAUGGGAUAAAGUUGUACCAGCUGGCUCUUUGGCAGGGCUACAGUCUCCUCCUGCUGCAGUUCAAUUCAGUGAAAAUAACUGAUAUCACAGAUGUUGACCACUUCAUGGCCUGCUUCUUCCCUGAAGGUUUUGAUACGGACCAAGAUAUCUUUGCCAUGAAGGUCCGUGCAAUGCAGGGAUGUGCCAUGUGUAUUUUUGAGCAGGAGAAAAGGCACAGUGUCCUCAGCCAGAAGGGACUCUGUAAACUGCUGCAUGUGCUGAACUUCCUCAGGAUCAUGAUGCAGGCCUUUCAGCAACACGAACACCUCUGCUGGCAAAUAUAUAAUGGUUCGUUAAACAUUUACAACAUCUGCCAUUACCUGAUGACCAUGAACAGGAGUGCACAGGCACUGGAGUACCUUCUGUGGGCAAGCAUCAGUGUAGAGCUCUCCAUCCCUUUGAUGACUGCUAAGUAUCUACCAUGGAUUGUUACGCUUUACUGUGCUGUAUGCCACUGUUACUAUGACAACCAGGCUGAUCUGCAGGCGGAGAAAUUUGCCAGGAGAGCCCUUGGUAAAAUCGACGACCUUGCAAAGAUGGAGGACGUUCCUACCACCAGAGAGUGUCAGAGAGCUUACAAAGAAGCCUCUGUCAAGUUGGCGGCCAUGAUAUUUAAGCGGGCUGUGUAUGUGGCCCGAAAAAGACCCAAAACCAGGAAUGAGAGAAUGAAAAUCCAAAGCACCCUGAAGGACAUGCACAAUGCGCCGUGGCCUCGUACGAUGACAGAGCGCAUACUAAUGGGCCUGUUUGACAGCAGUGCAGCGCAGUUCUUGGCCAUCUCGGAAGCACUUUGGGACAGCACCAGAAAGCCUUUGCAGACAAAGAUGCCAAGUGAACCGGAGUUGCAGAAUGUGAUCCUAGAGCUUCUGUCAGCUGGCAUCAGUAUAUUAUCUGGAACUGCAAGCGAGUCUCCUAUUGCACUGACGCCAACAGCCACUCUAAUGGAUUUUGCCAUUACAGGAGAAAAAAAAAUACCCAUAAUGUCUGCGAUAAGGUUUGUGAAGCUGUUGUUUCAGUACAAGCAGCAGGAUGCAUUCAGUGAACUUGCCGGAGAGAUGCUGCAGGUUUUGUCUGGUGUGGAAGGUCAAUCAUUCAGGAGGGCAGAGAUGGAACUUGCUUUACUUGACAGUUUCAGCAAUCUGCUGUCUUCUCAGAGGAGCCUUGCCAGAAAAGACAACAUGACUGAUGACAGACAAAAGUCUUUGUUGUCAAUGAGUGACGCGUUCAUCAGCCUGGUCGACACUCUACACAAGCUUGUGUGUGGCUCUGAGGUGCAGCCAGACAGAGACCUGGUCCUGGAUGUUGUGUUAUUUCUGUGGGGUAAAGUGAAGAAGGUCACGCAGUGUACACACUACCCUGAGAAGGUAGAUAAGUACGACAAGUGGCUGUGGUGUCUGUCCGUGCUGUGCGACGCAAGCUUUGCCUGUGACCUUGCAACUGUUGACUGCAUGAUGAUGGCAGAGAUGACACACACAUUCGCCAUACUGCUAGAGAGUGCAGCUGAACGCACUGAUCAAACACAAUAUCCAGCAACAGACGGCGAUGUUGUGAAGCUGAGCUCUUUCUCUCUUCGUGAGUGUACAAGUACAGAGCUGCUUCAGAAGAUGUGUGAGGUGGUUAAGAAGGGUCUUGAAGCUCUGACCAAGGGUGUAGCGACACUGCUGCCCCAAGACUGCUCAGCAAUCACUGACUCUGCCUUCAUGCAGACAUUUUGUCCCCUUCCUCCAUCGACUCCCUCCAUAUCUCCUCUGACAACAUCAAAAGAGGAGAAUGACGAAUUGAAUAAGACGGAAAAAGAAGAAGUGGAAACAGACAGACAGAAGACAGAGUCGAAUAUUGGAGGCUCUCAACACAGCGAGUCUACACGUGUGUUUCUGCUGGCCAUAGACCUUCGUCUUAACCUAGACAUCAUCCAUCACAGAGCUUCCCUCAAGUUACUGCAGCUAAAUGACGUUGCAGAGUCUGAUCUGUUGAAUCGGAUCAAGAAGAACAAGGUGUCCAAAGCUCUUUUCCUGAUGCAGAAAGCCUUGCUGCUGCACAGCAGCAUGGAGCCAAAUAACAGCAACAACCAAACCAAGAGUCUGCUAGAGGAGGCCUCCACCCUGAUAGAGAAAGCAGGGGUGGAGGAGAGAAAACUGUAUAUCGCCUCCACCUGUAAGGCUCCAUCUGAAAAUAAAGAGAAGGGGAUGAAGGAGAAAAAGGAAAACCCUCCACCUCCCCCCAUCCUUCUCUCACGCACUGACUACUCCUUAACCUUUGCCCCGGCACCUUAUAACUUGGAGGGACAAGUGUGCUGGUACCAGCUCUGCGGCUGCACAGCCGAGGGCGUUAACCGGAAAGUCCGCCUUGGAGACUGCAGCCUGCCAGGAACUGGAAAUAUGGUACCAGCAGUACCCGGAGAGUGUGUGCUGAGGGUGGACGGACUGGAGCCCAACCAGAAGUAUGUGUUUGCUGUAGCAGCCUACAACAGCCAGGGCCAGCUACUGGGCAACAGCAUAGGCAGGAAAACAUCCCCACUGCUGGCAUCCAUGCCACUACCACUGCUCUCUUCAUGGGCUCAAUUAUCUCAGGUGGCAUUUCAAACAGAGCAGUAUGGCAUAGCAAAGAGAGCCUGCAGGGAGCUGUGGAGCCACUAUACCUAUCCUGACGCUGGGACCCACAGCACACAGGAUAGAGUUGCUAUGACAGGGCUGCGUGUCCAGACCUUGCAACACUCCUCUCCUCAGCUGUGUCAGGUGUUCCUCACUUCCAUCUUCAUUGAAACAGAAAUUAACAUUCAGCAGGGGUCACUCCACUGUGAAUCAUUCAGUGACAGUGGACCAUUCAUCUGGGAACAGGAAGCCAGACUGGCAGAGUGUGAGCGAAUGCUGAUAGCUAUGGACCUGGCGAUGUGGCUGAAUGACGGUAGUGCCGCUGUGCAAGCUGUAGUUAGCUGUUACGGCCUCUUGUCACCUCUAAUCUUCCAUCAGAUCACUUGCAACUCUGUGGUUCAGGUGCUAAAACAAUGCCUGACAGUUUUGGAGAAAAAUGCAGGUCUUAUCAAACAAAAAUGGACUGGAAGCACCUCAGAGUCCUUUAUGCAUAUGAUAGCCUGCAUCACCUACUACCUGUCCAAGGCAUUACGUGUGCUCAAGGAGCAUCAUACGGCUUCUGUGGUGAUGGACUGUGGUCGCAGGCUGCUCCAAGAAGUCUAUAAUGCCCAGCUGAAAUCCAGCCAGCAUACCAGUGAAGCUUCUAAGAAAGAUCAUGGUGCAGUCAAGGGUGAAACGAAGAUGAGUCUUCAGCUGAAGGCGCUCCAUUAUAAGAGCAAGGGAAGGACCACACCUGAAGCAACUUUCACAGCAGACAAUGAGAUUUCACGCACACCAACUGGCUGUCAGGAUGCCAUCAUAUUGUAUGAGCUGAUCUCCAACAGCACAUUACAGGAUGCCUAUCAAGAGGUGAUGAAGCUCAGACGCAAGACAUAUUUUAUGGAGUAUGCGGCACUACUUCUCCAAAGAACCAUGGACGAAGGCCACACAGAUCUUGUGUUGAAGUGGGGCCAAGCCAUAUUUGAAUUUCUUUACAGGCGUCACGAGGUGUUGGGACAGACCACGGGAAACAGCCAGACUAAAAAAAGCGCUCACACUCCGAAAGGACAUGAACCACCGCAGCACACACCAUGUCACGAUGAUACAAGGAAGAAACUAAAGCAAAAAAUGCCAUACAGCAUGCUUCAGAGAGUGAAAACUAAAAGGGAGAUGCAGGUGGUGGAGAACAUGCUAGUAACGCUGUUGUUUGUGGUGCAGCGCCGCAAGAAGCUGAUUCAGCUGAGAAACAUGUGCAGUGAGGAGAGAGUGUGGAAGUCUCACCUCAACUACACUGUGGCUCAAGCCCAUUUAGCCCUUCUUUACCAGGGCCUGGAGCAGUUGCAGGGAGGAGCACUGCAGCACAGGUACAGCCAGCUAAAUCCCUUGUGUUUCUCUCUGGCCUACUCUGGUAUCCUGGUGCGGAGGAACUCACAGCAACAGCAACAGCAACAGCAGUCAUCUAAAUAUGAGGUUGUCUCGGAGAGAGGCUCCUUUCACUCUGGUCUUAAGGAUCAUGUGUCUGCACACAAAGACAGGCACAAAAAGGAAGAGGAGAGUUGUGAAGAAGAAGAAGAGGAAGACGAAGAAGAAGAGAACUCCUCUCAAAGUGUGGAGCAGCAGAGCGAGAUGCACAAACGUUCUUAUGCCUCACUGCUGGACUCACUCAACAAAGCUGCUCUACAUCUCCAAAGGGCCAUGGUGUUGGCUCACCGUGGCAACCACUGGACCACUCUGCAAUGUGUGUGUCAUACUGUAUGGGACCAAAGCUGUCGAAUACCUGUCCUAGUCCAGGAAGCUGCUCAGCUUGAACCUCCGUACCACAUCACAGCAGACCAGCUGCACAACACCUUCACCCCGCUAAUCGUACUGGCUACUGAGCUAAUCAUGGACAUGCUGAACAGACUAGGGCUGUGGAGUUUGUAUGACAACGACAUGACUGAGGAAGAACUAGAGUCCAGUCUCCAUUUCUCAGCCCCACUGGAUGACAACACCCAGGUGGACCUGCGUUGGGUCCGUACCUUGGUGUUACACACUCUAGAGUGUCUACAUGACAGUGGCAAAUGGGAAAGCCUGGUUCACUUUGCCUUAAUUUUCAACUCAUACACACGGGAACGUUAUGCCUUGAUCAUAACUCCUCUACUAGUCCAUGCUCAGAGGAGGCUGCUUGAAAGGAUUAGUUCUUUCGGAGGACCUACAGUCCCACAACCACACUUUGUCAAGACACAGAAGGCCACUGGCAAAGAGGUGACUUACAGGAGCUAUGCAGAUUCACAGCUGCUCAGUGGGUGGACCCCUCACUCUGCACAGAAACCACACCUUUGCAAAAAAGCCGUGCUCAGAAACUCCACUCCUCAACAUACAGUUGAUCUUAAAGGUGCAGAGAAGCAGCGCUCAAUGUCCCUUGUGCGCGUUCCUCUGGAUGUAGAAGACACACUGAGCUGUUAUCGCCAAGCUCUUGAAAGAAGACCACAUUGUCUUCAGGUCUUCCAGCAUAGUCGCUCACUACUGCUGCUGCUUCUGGCAGACACACAGCCCUGCUGUGCGACGCGGUCGCAGCACUCUCAGAGCAGAAGUCUCAGUCAUUCUGCAAGCCUGGUUGAUUUCAGUCCAGUAGUCAGGCCCACUCCAAACAUUCAACCUUGCAAUCUGACAGAAGAAGACUACAGUACUCCAAGUGCUGUCUACAGCGUCCCUAUCAGCCAUGACCACAUGCCGACUGUCACUGCUGCAUACUCCACCUCCAUUAAGUAUCUCCAGGCCAACGCUCAUGACUCCCUCAGAGUUCUGGCUCUGCAUGAAAUGGGAAACCUACAGUACUACAACGGAAAUGCACGGGCAGCGCACUCACACUGGAGUAAAGCUGUAGAUUGUGCCUUGCAGAGCUCAGGUACUGUGGAAUCAUGGGAUGGCGUGUCCUUUGGGGGUGGCUCGCUACAGCAGACCCUGAAACAAGCUGGCAUUUGGGGAUGUCUCCAGGCUGCUGGGCUCACUGCUAAGAUUGCACAGUAUAUCAUAACUUCUGAUAUCAGCCAGAGGACCAAGUGCUGUCUCCUGUCUGCUCAUCUCUUCAAGUGUGUACUGUGCUGCUCCUUGGCUCAGCCCCAGACUGACCUCCAGUACGCCUAUCACAGCAUUGGGGAUGAACUGCUCCCUGGAGUCAGUCUUUUCUCUGAACCACACAGGGCUCACCUCGGCACCACUGUAACCAGCCUGAACUUCACCUGCCACUGGCUCUUCACCACAGGCCACUACAUCACGCUACUGCCCAUUCUAGCCCUUUACCUACAUAUUGUGGGCACUGUGUGCAGAGAUGUGCAACGCACUGUUGAGGGCAAAAUACUAAAGAUACGCGCCCUUACUGAACUGUGUCUGUUCACUGAAGCUGUAAAAGAAUCAGUCCAGCUCACACAAGGAACAGGACUUAUUCUGCCUUAUGGACGCUGCAUUGCCGAAGACAGUCUCCAACCUGUGAAGAUGUUCUACAGCAACAAGUCUCUCCUGGACAACACUGAGGCGUUGGAAGAACUUGUGAAUUGUGACUUUGCUCCAGAGGUCCGCACAUUGUAUGGAUCUGUACUGUGCUUCCGCUUCCUCCUUGCUCGUGUUCAACUAGUCCUGGCACUCAGUAAAACUGUACAUGGGCCUCCUGUACAAGGUUCUGUUGAGGCAGAAGCUCCUGCCAGCCUAACGAGUCACUCAGUGAACUCAAAACACCAUGAACAGGACAGACUGGACACUGAGGGCUCCUGUCCAAACACAAAAGGGCCGAAAGUGCUGACUCUUGAUGCAGACAAGGAGAAGCUCACUGCAGAAAGGAUUAAGUUUCUUUUGCUGGAAGCAGCGUUGUCCUUGUUGCACUCCGCUUCUUUGCAGCUCACAUCGUGUAGCGAAAUAGAGAACCUGGAACUGACAAUUGAGUCCAAUCUGCUGAAGGCCAACCUGUACCUGCAGCAAGAACGUGCUGCACUUAGUACUGAGAUGGCAGUUUCAUCCCUGAUGCUGCUGCAGACGUCUCCUGUAAUCAGCCGGGGAUCUGAGAAACCUGCACCUGAGCUCCCACAAGGUACUAAAGGUUUCAGUAGGUCACACCCACUGCACGGAGACUGUCCCAGAGCAGUUGAGGCUGGAGAGAGAAUUGGAGUUUCUCUGUGGCUGCGUUGUCGUCUGGCUCUGGUCUGCAGUCUGGCUGCAUACACUCCUGGCACUGAUGCAUAUUUCCCAGGUAUGGACAUUAAUGAGGAGGCAGCUCGGGUGAUAGAGGAGGGUCUUGAUGAAUGUGCACUAUGGGAAGACGUCAACGUUCAAGCCCUUCUGAUGGUCAAAGGUGCAAAAUUGAAAGCACAGAGAGGCAAAACUGAUGAUAGCGUGGUAAUGCUGCAGGAAGCCAUCAGCCUGCUGUCAGGACAGAAAUGUAUGCCACCAGGAUCCAUUUUGACUCUGGCUCAGGGCGCUUUGCUGCUCAGUGACCUGAGAGGAGCGAAGACCACCACACUUCUAAAACUGACACAGAAACUACUGAAAAAGCAGCUUUGUGUCUUCGGUCAGAGUAUGGCGUUGGAUGAAGGAAAAAUGUGUGUCUCUCCUCCUGGAUCCAGCAACAUCUACCUCCCUUACCAUAAAAUACUGGAUCAGACCACUUUGCAAAUUGAUAAAUAAAGAACUUGAAACUCUUUUCCACAGUAGUGUCUCACACAUCUGUAAUGUGUGAGGAUAAAAUUACAGAAUGACAGUGUAGGUAGGUGUUGGUGAUUCACAUUUGAAGAUGUCACACAAAGUCAGUAGUAAUCCAAUGUCACUUGUGGAUGAUAAUAUACAUUUUUGUACCCAAAGUUUUUGUAGCCAAAGCCAAACUUCUUUCUGAGUAAGUUCUCUCUAUCUAUUAUCAAUAAACAGUUUAAACUGAUUCUGGUGUAUGGUUGGUGUUGGGUCCAAGGACAUAACUGCAAGAUCAGAUCUGCUGCAGAAGCACAGAAAUUUC
Messenger RNA from Larimichthys crocea (large yellow croaker), 7902 nucleotides. RefSeq names its product cilia and flagella associated 54 (gene cfap54). Gene Ontology annotation, molecular function: protein binding. Gene Ontology annotation, biological process: cilium assembly. The transcript is spliced from 56 exons. Bases 84 to 7580 code for a protein of 2498 amino acids. The record is from RefSeq and is a predicted model, not a curated record. NCBI's taxonomy places the organism in Eukaryota, Metazoa, Chordata, Actinopteri, Sciaenidae.